AUGCCGACUUCGCUUCAUCCACAAGCAAAGUUCGACCCCAUACCGCCUGAUCUCGACUUGCACGGCUUGGUUGACCAAACGCCCAACUUUAAAUGGGUUCAGCGUGUCUCUCGCGCACAGAUCCGAAGUCUUGGACAGCAUGAGUUUGAAAGGCUGGUCCAUACACACGUAAUUGUUGGUGGAAAACCCCUCGUCAUCGAUGGAUGGGAUGUGGUCCUUCCCACCUGGCUGUUCAGUGCCAAGUGGAUGGAAAACACCUAUGACAAGAAGCAGGAGAACGUUCGCGACAUCCCGGCGGCGACUGAUAUUCCAAUGACAACUGGGCAUUAUCUGCGGUCAAUGAAGCAACUUACAAACCAGUGGACGCCUCAUACCUACCGAGACGAGCGCAGACAGAGGCUGUAUCUCAAAGACAUCGAUUGCCCGCCAGAAUGGCGCGAUGCCUUGCAGAGAGUAAUUCAUCCCAGCCUUUUCUAUCUGAAUGAGAAUGUCACCACCACUGGUGGGAGCGGUUGCCAAGAUGACGACGCGUUUCGUGGCGAGACCACCGCUGCUCCGGCAGGUGACCUGAUGUCAAGUCUGCCGGAGGAGAUGCGCGCGGAGAACCUUAUGUGCUAUAUCGGUCACGAAGGCACAUACACACCUGCGCAUCGUGAGAUGUGCGCCUCGAUUGGUCAAAACAUAAUGAUAGAGGCGUCGGGCGAUGGGGCAGGCGAAAAGCGUGGAAGCUCCAUCUGGUUCAUGACAGAGAGCAAAGACCGGGAGGUUGUUCGCGAAUACUUCCUUUCAAUGCUUGGCCAUGACAUUGAAAUCGAGAAGCACUUUGCGCAGAUUAACGCCUGGAAGAAAGCUCCCUUUGACGUCUAUAUUGUCGAGCAACGCCCUGGCGAUUUCAUUCUCAUCCCCCCACUUGCCGCCCACCAAGUCUGGAACAGGGGAACUCGAACCAUGAAGGUGGCUUGGAACCGUACAACCACCGAAUCACUCGACCUUGCCCUGCAUGAGGCACUGCCCAAAGCAAGGCUCGUUUGCCGCGAUGAACAGUACAAGAACAAAGCUAUCGUCUAUUUCACCCUCCAGAAAUACCAUGCAGAACUGCGGAAAAUGGAAGAGAACUUGGAAGUGACGCAGACUAGCUUCAUAGGCAUCGGCCACGACCUCGUCCGAAACUCGCCCCGUGCCAAGCAGCUCACUGGCGAAUUCAGGAAACUUCUGGGGCUCUAUUCCGAGAUUCUGGUUGAUGAGGUAUUCUUGUUCAAGGAAAGGGACGUCGAGCUUCUGCCUUUUGAUUCUUGCAUUACGUGCUCCUAUUGUCGGUCGAACAUAUUCAACCGAUUCCUGACCUGCAAACAAUGCGUCCGAACACUAGUUACCGGAGAGGAGGACGCAUACGAUGUCUGCAUGGAGUGUUACGCCAUGGGCAGAUCCUGCGCGUGCCUUUCGGGGCUUCAGUGGUGCGAGCAAUGGACUUGGACAGAUUUGGUCGACAAAUACGAAUCCUGGCGUGCAGUGGUCAUCAUGAACGAUGGCUAUAUCGAUGUUGGAUCGUCUCCUCCUCCCUUCGAAGUGGCUCGCCAAAAGUCCGGAAAGAAAUCGGUGGCUCAAAUCUGCCAGGAAGCAUUGAGACGGCGCCCUUGGAAGGAUAUCACCAAACCAGAACGUGAGCCGACACCAAGCGACUCAGAUCAGGGAGUGGGCGGCGACAAAGUCAAAAAGAAGCCAAAAAGGAAGAAGAAGAAAGGCGAUAUUCGCAGAUGUCAUGUAUGCUGUCACAAGGAUUACAGCUACCGGGUCCAUGAGUGUACGAAUCCCGGAUGCGCCGAAGGCUACUGCUACGGGGUGUUAUACAGGGCCUUCGACAUGAUGCCCCAGAGAGUUCUCGAGGAUGAAUAUUGGCAGUGCCCAAAGUGUCUUGGCAUUUGCAGCUGUGGCAGCUGCAGGCGGUCAGGCAAUCCAAAUGCGUACACCCCCAAGAAUACUCUGCUUGGUCAUGACACGCGACCCAUUGCGGAUGACCGAAGUGUGGAGGCGUUGGUCGACUUUCGCAUUCACAAUCUCUCCUGGCUCAAAGCCGUAGGAGAAGAAAGCAGGAGCAAGGAUAGCCGCAGGAUGCAGCGUUUGAGGGAGCAAGCCGACAGUGCCAAAGCUCAAGAUUUGACGCGACAAGUGGAGGCCGAGCAGGUAAUCCAUGACGAGGGUGGUCCUGGCGCUGCCCGCGUUACCAACAUCAUGUCUACUGAACAUUCAGCUGGUAAUGGGUAUGGCGAUCAAAGCGAGAUUGUUGACCGGCAUGCAUCAUCGUUAAGCGAUUUUGCCACUUGCGCAGAAUUAGCCCAUGACGAUGAGGGCACAAUACUACCCGUUCAAGCUGAAGCCUUGGCUAGGUCAUCAGACGCGGUCGAUCCCAACACUUCGUCAUAUCCCGACCCUACUGUGCUCGUACGCCAGAGAAUUGGUAUGGGCUAUUACGAGCAAGAUGACACGCCGGACAAGAUUCUGUUUGAUCCGUAUCAGCUCCCAUCUGCUGAAUCGAUGAAACUUCCUGAGCUGGACGUGCCUGAAGUAGUUCAGAAAUCCAUCCGAGCCGCCAAAAGGAAGGCUAGACGAGAGAACGACGACCCGGACUUUGUCGUUGGAAAGAGCUACCACAAGAAGCCUCGCUUGGCCCAACAAGCAGAUUUACUCGAGAGUAUGGAUCCUGCUCUCUUCGAUAGCGCAGCUGUCUCGAUGACACCUGUGCAUGACCAUGGUGCCGGUUUUGAAUUGCAACCGCAUCGGUCAUCGGAAUUACACGGGGAAAAUCCAGAUGGUGCAUCGCAAAAGCGGCAAAAAAUGGUUGAUGCCAACGAACCCGCCUUGCGACAUGCGAAGCCAACGACGUCUUACAUAGAAUCAGAGGACGCAGACCUGAAUGACAUGGAGGACGAUAAUGCUAGCUCUCGGUCAGCAAGGCAGCAUGAGGCAGGCGUGAAACCUAUCCAUAACGACUUAACACGAGCCGCGAUUGGUGCUGUCACGGAUCAUAUACCCCAAAGCAAUGAUCUGCUUGCUUCGAUGGGCAAGGUUCAUAAAAGGCGAGGAAGGCCACCGAAAAGGCAGUCAUUGGCAAUGAGUUCGCCCAUUGAUGGAGAAGCUCAAGAGACUCAGUCCACCCCCUCAAGGAACUUCCCCAAUAACGGGAGAAGUAGAGGUCGACCACCAAGAUCGGAUGCCUUUGCGACUCGGACAGCCUCAGAAAUAACUGCUCCCGGUGCGGCACAACACGCUAGUGGAAAUGACAAAGAACAUGAUGAAAUUGCGGUUGAAAUAGCCGUGCAAUUGGAAAAUCUAGCAACGGAAGUACCGCUGCGACGAAGCAGACGUUUCGGUGUCACUACCAUCGUCGCGGCGACAGCAGAGUUUGAAGCAGAGGCCGACUCUGAUGUCGAGGCACCGCCAGAACGGGAAUCUCAUACCAGUGAUCGGGAGGUAACAACUGGCCCAAGACGAAGGGGCCGCCCAAGGCGAUCUGAUACUGCGACACACAAGCCAUCAGUACGGAGGCGGAGCAUGCCAUUGAACCAUCAAUACAUGUCCAUGGCAGAACGAAUGGCGCUCAAGGGCAAGAACUUCAAAAUUGGCAAGCGGGCCUCCCGAAGCACCCCUCCUGUGGCAUAUACGGCCUUACCUGUGCCAGUCAGAAUCGAGAGGACCAUGGCUGAGAUCCCAUCAUCGCAUGGUGAGGUACCUCUGACCAGCAGGGUUCGUCCCGGAUCCUCUCGUAACGGGCCAAAUGACUCGUCGUCCUCGGAGAACCAGAUCCUAUCUCGGAAAGCUACGUCGACUCGGGAGGAUGAUAGUCAAUCGGGCAACCGUACCAAUGCCAUUCGGCUCGCAGAUUUAGACACCGACAACAGCCUUGAGAAUGGGUUACCGCGUUCUGCAAGUAGCUCGGGGGACGACGAUAUUCCGUCGGGAAGGCGCAGUCCAGGCCCCGUGGGACGCUCCAAGACCCGUGGGGAUGUCAGAGGCCGAGGCGGCUCUAGAGGUCGACCCAGGGGGCGAGCACGAGCCGGGGCGAGAGCCAGAUUGCGAGACUGA
Messenger RNA from Drechmeria coniospora, 4080 nucleotides. RefSeq lists its product as uncharacterized. Gene Ontology annotation, molecular function: DNA binding. The transcript is spliced from 2 exons. The record is from RefSeq and is a predicted model, not a curated record. NCBI's taxonomy places the organism in Eukaryota, Fungi, Ascomycota, Sordariomycetes, Hypocreales, Ophiocordycipitaceae. Bases 1 to 4080 code for a protein of 1359 amino acids.